AUGGGACAGACUGUGGCGACCCCCUUGACUUUGACUUUGGAUCACUGGAAAGACGUAAGGACGACUGCCCACAAUUUAUCAGUCGAAGUACGCAAAGGCAAAUGGGAGACUUUCUGUUCGUCCGAGUGGCCCACUUUCGGAGUGGGCUGGCCCCGGGACGGCUCGUUUCAUCUCCCUCUUAUUUUGCAGGUCAAGUCCAAAAUAAUGGAUCCGGGACCCCACGGUCACCCGGAUCAAGUUCCUUAUAUCAUCACUUGGGAAGAAUUAGCCAGGGACCCUCCUCCCUGGGUCAAGCCUUUUGUUUCCAGCGGUCCUUCUGCCCCUCCCUUGCCCCCUCCUUUAACUCCUUCCAGGUCUAGCCUUUACCCCGUGACCUCUGGAUCAUCUCCCGCGACAGGAGAUCAGACUCAGAAGAAGAGACCGCCAGUUUCAGUUUUGCCACCGGAGGACCGGCCCCUCCUUGAUUUAUUAACUGAAGAACCUCCCCCCUACCGAGAACCAGGGGGAAUAGAGGCCCCGGGAGCAGGGGAAGCGGCCGCCGCCGAGGCUGCCGUCCCGCCCGAGCCAUCCCCGGUGGCCGGUCGUUUAAGGGGACGGAGGGACCCUCCCCCCCCCCCCCCCGAUUCCUCUACUCAGGCCUUCCCCCUCCGCGUGGGGGAAGAUGGGCGGCCUCAGUAUUGGCCUUUCUUGGCGUCAGAUCUCUACAAUUGGAAAAAUAAUAACCCCUCGUUCUCUAAAGACCCCUCUAAAUUAACUGCUCUCAUUGAGUCUAUUCUAGUGACACAACAGCCAACCUGGGACGAUUGCCAGCAACUCCUCCAGGUGCUCCUGACUACAGAGGAGAAACAGCAGGUGAUGCUUGAGGCUCGCAAAAAUGUGCUUGGGGCCAACGGCCAACCUACCCAACUACCUAAUGAAAUUAACAGUGCCUUUCCCUUAGAGAGGCCGGACUGGGACUUUGCUACAGAGGAGGGUAAGAACCACCUACGACUCUAUCGCCAGUUGCUCAUGGCGGGUCUCCAUGGGGCCGCAAGGCGACCCACCAAUUUGGCCCAGGUCAAGCUAGUUGUUCAGAGACCGGAUGAGACACCCUCCGCUUUCUUAGAGAGGCUAAAAGAAGCCUUCCGGGUGUAUACGCCUUAUGACCCAGAAGACCCGGCACAGGCCACCAAUUUAGCCAUGUCCUUCAUUUGACAGUCGGCUCCAGAUAUUAGAAAGAAAUUGGCAAGAUUGGAAGGGUUGAGAGAAAGUUCUUUGCAGGAUUUAUUGAAGGAGGCGGAAAAGAUUUAUAAUAAGAGAAAAACUCCAGAGGAGAGAGAGGAGAGGCAGAAGAAGGAAGCGGAAGAAAGAGAGGAGAGUCGCAGGAGAGAGGAACAGGGAAUUAGUAAGAUAUUGGCCACUGUAGUGACAGGACAGCGACAGGACAGACAGGACCAGGGCAGACACAGGGGGCCUCGACUGGACAAGGACCAGUGUGCUUACUGCAAGGAAAAAGGACACUGGGCUCGAGAUUGCCCGAGGAACCCUAAGAGCAGACAGCCGGAGUCCCGAAUCUCCCUGUUAAAUUUAGGAGAUGAUUAGGGAAGUCAGGGUCAGGAGCCCCCCCCCUGAACCCAGGAUAACCCUCUCCGUGGGGGGGGGGGGCAGCCCGUCACCUUUCUGGUGGAUACUGGGGCCCAACAUUCGGUCCUGAACUCCCAGCCGGGCCCACUCUCAGGCAAAUAUGCCUGGGUCCAGGGAGCCACCGGAGGAAAGCGAUAUCACUGCACUACGGAGCGGCAAGUACACCUCGCCUCCGGUAAGGUGACGCACUCCUUUUUACAUGUCCCUGACUGACCUUACCCAUUGCUGGGGAGAGACCUUCUGACUAAGUUAAAGGCACAAAUUUAUUUUGAGGGGCCCAGAACCCGCAUAACUGGACCCCGAGGGCAGCCCCUCCAUGUGCUGGUCCUAAGCUUAGAUGAAGAAUAUCGACUUCACGAAGCUGAUGUUCCAAGUACAGCGCCAACAGAGUGGCUCACCAGAUUUCCCUUGGCAUGGGCCGAGACGGGAGGAAUGGGACUGGCGCUCCGCCAGACCCCUUUGCUGAUUCCGCCCAAGGCGACUGCUAGCCCCGUCUCCAUAAGGCAAUACCCCAUGUCACAAGAGGCUUAUCAAGGAAUAAGACCCCACAUAAAGAGGCUAUUAGACCAAGGGAUCCUUGUGCCUUGUCAGUCGCCCUGGAACACCCCCUUACUCCCGGUUAAAAAGCCGGGCACUGGAGAUUAUCGCCCAGUACAAGACCUACGAGAAGUCAAUAAACGGGUAGAAGAUAUACACCCGACCGUCCCUAAUCCCUACAACUUACUGACCGGGCUACCACCAACCCAUACGUGGUACACAGUACUAGAUUUAAAGGAUGCCUUUUUCUGCCUACGGCUCCACCCAAACAGCCAGCUGAUUUUUGCCUUUGAAUGGAGAGAUGCUGAUUUAGGGAUAUCGGGACAAUUGACUUGGACCAGGCUUCCCCAGGGUUUCAAGAAUAGCCCCACCCUGUUUGAUGAGGCAUUGCACAGAGACUUGGCUGACUUUAGAGUGCAACAUUCCAAAUUGAUCCUCUUGCAAUAUGUAGAUGAUCUCCUACUGGCCUCCGAGACAGAGCAGGGUUGCCGGAAAGGCACAGCGGCCUUGUUAGAGACCCUUGGCGAACGGGGGUACCGGGCCUCAGCUAAAAAGGCCCAGAUUUGCCAGCAACAGGUGACCUAUUUAGGCUACCAAAUUAGGGACGGGCAGAGGUGGCUGACUGAGGCCAGAAAACAGACUAUCCUCCAAAUUCCUGCACCAAAGAACCCUCGACAAUUGCGGGAGUUCCUGGGCACGGCUGGCUUCUGCCGCUUAUGGAUCCCUGGGUUCGCUGAGAUGGCAGCCCCCUUAUACCCGUUGACCAAACAAGGGACUCUGUAUAUGUGGGCAGAAGAACAGCAACAGGCUUUUGACGCAAUUAAAAAGGCGCUGUUGACUGCCCCAGCUCUGGGAUUGCCAGACUUGACUAAACCAUUUGAAUUAUUCGUAGAUGAAAAAAGGGGAUAUGCAAAGGGGGUCCUGACUCAGCGUCUUGGGCCCUGGAGGAGGCCGGUGGCAUACUUGUCCAAGAGACUGGAUCCUGUUGCUUCCGGAUGGCCUCCCUGCCUGCGCAUGGUGGCGGCCAUAGCCACCUUGGUCAAAGACUCGGGUAAACUCACUAUGGGGCAACCCAUUGUUAUUCUUGCCCCCCAUGCCGUUGAGGCCGUGGUCAAGCAACCUCCCGACCGAUGGCUCUCUAACACCCGGAUGACACAUUAUCAGGCCCUGUUGUUAGAUACUGAUCGGAUUCAAUUUGGGCCCAUUGUGACUCUAAAUCCGGCCUCCCUGUUGCCCCUCCCGGGAGACCCCGAGGGCCAUGACUGUCUCCAGAUUCUUGCAGAAGUUCAUGAAACCAGGUCGGAUUUGACGGACCGGCCCCUUCCCGACGCAGACUGCACCUGGUUUACCGAUGGGAGUAGCUUCCUUCUGGAUGGAGAGCGGAAAGCUGGGGCCGCCAUCACCACUACGACCGACGUCAUCUGGGAUGCCACCCUACCACCAGGUACCUCAGCCCAGAGGGCCGAGCUCAUUGCCCUGACCAAAGCACUCUCGUUGGCAAGAGGUAAGAGACUCAAUGUCUACACUGACAGCCGGUAUGCCUUUGCCACGGCCCAUAUUCAUGGAGAAAUCUACCGCAGGAGAGGUCUCCUCACAUCAGACGGAAAAGAGAUUAAAAAUAAGAAUGAAAUUCUAGCUCUCCUCCGGGCCUUGUUCUUGCCUCAACAACUCAGCAUCAUGCACUGUCCUGGCCACCAGGCAGGGGACAGCCCGGUAGCAAAGGGGAAUAGGCUGGCCGAUCAGGCCGCCCGAGCGGCCGCGAUUGGGCAACGGCCUCAAAAACACCAAGAUUUGGUCUCAACAAUAUUGACCGAGUCUACAGACCAAGAAGUGCCCGGGGAUACAGUGGAAGAUAAAGAUUGGGAGUACACCGAGAAAGACUUAGAGAUGCUAAAGAAAAUGGGGGCUUUCCCUGAUGGGAAACGGUGGCUUGUGGGGGACAAAGUUGCCGUGCCGUACAAAGAGACUGGGUCUAAAAAGAUAAAAACCCUAUUGGAAAGAGAAGAAACGGGGUUGUUCCUAUUGGGUAAAAAGCAAGCACUCCAGGACGCCACCGCUGCCUGCCGGGCCUGUGCUCUGGCUAACCUCAACAAGUCCCCAGCAAGUCCAGGAGUUCGACCGAGAGGACACCGUCCUGGAACUCACUGGGAAGUAGAUUUUACAGAAGUAAGGCCUGGCAUGUAUGGCUACAAGUAUUUAUUAGUCUUUAUAGACACCUUUUCAGGAUGGGUAGAGGCCUACCCCACUAAACAUGAAACUGCCAAGGUUGUGACCAAGAAGUUUCUAGAAGAGAUCUUCCCCAGGUACGGUAUGCCCCAGGUCGUGGGAUCCGACAACGGGCCCGCCUUCGUCUCCCAGGUAAGUCAGCAGGUGGCCACUCUAUUGGGGGUUGAUUGGAAGCUUCAAUGUGCCUAUAGACCCCAAAGUUCAGGUCAGGUAGAGCGAAUGAACAGGACCAUUAAGGAGACUUUAACUAAAUUAACGCUGGCAACUGGCACUAGAGACUGGGUAACCCUCCUCCCACUGGCAUUAUAUCGGGCCCGGAAUACUCCCGGCCCAAAUGGACUCACACCCUUUGAGAUACUAUACGGGGCACCGCCCCCAAUUGUACAUUUCCUUGAUUCUGAUAUUGCUUCUUUUGCCACCAGUCCCUCACAGCAAGCACACCUGCAGGCUUUGCAAAUGGUCCAGAAUGAAGUCUGGAAACCAUUAGCCGCUGCCUACAGAGACCAGCUUGACAAACCUGUGUUGCCUCAUCCCUUCAAAAUUGGAGAUUCUGUGUGGAUCCGCCGCCACCAGACUAAGAGCCUUGAACCUCGGUGGAAAGGCCCAUACAUCGUGCUGCUGACCACUCCAACAGCCAUAAAGGUGGACGGAAUCGCCGCCUGGGUCCACGCAUCCCACGUGAAGGCUGCACACCCCACCGCCUCUGAAGACACCCCCAGACAACAGCCUGAGCCGGCGGCAACAUGGAAAGUUCAUCGUACCCGAAGUCCCCUAAAGAUAAGAUUGUCCCGCUGUUGA
Molecule: messenger RNA, 5184 nt
Organism: Acomys russatus (golden spiny mouse)
Lineage: Eukaryota; Metazoa; Chordata; Mammalia; Rodentia; Muridae
Exons: 2
Biological process (GO): proteolysis; virion assembly; DNA integration
Molecular function (GO): nucleic acid binding; aspartic-type endopeptidase activity; RNA-DNA hybrid ribonuclease activity
Source: RefSeq, a predicted model, not a curated record